Molecule: messenger RNA, 954 nt
Organism: Iphiclides podalirius (scarce swallowtail)
Lineage: Eukaryota; Metazoa; Arthropoda; Insecta; Lepidoptera; Papilionidae
Source: the annotation of a GenBank genome assembly
AUGCGGUUACAGGAGUACUCGGUUGUUUUCAUCUUAUUGGCCAUUGUGAGUUUUGUGAGCACAAGGUCCUUGGAAGGAUAUGUGAGAAAUGAAAAAACCAGAGCGGCUUAUCGGAUCGUACUCCGUUCCAAGCCGUGGCCAGUUGCGAGAGACAUCUGCGAUGAGGAAGGAGCUAAACUGGCUGUACCGAGGUCUGAGGAGGAGUUCCAAUUCAUCCAGAAGCUGGUGCGCGGAAUGCACUACCCGGCGAUAACCGACACCUCGGAGAGGCUGGUGGUGUGGCUUGGCAUCAGCAACGUUGACAACCACAAGAUCUGGACCAGCGUCGACGGUGAAGACAUAAGGGACACCGGUUUCAAUAGAUGGGCAGGAGAGAACGGCCAACCAAUAAGUGACGCCCCGGACGAACCGCACUGCGCUGCCCUGGACGCCGUCAACCCUGGGCUCAGGGACUGGUGGUGCCACCACAGCCAACCCUUAAGAAUGAAUCUUAUAAGAAGAGGGAUAACUCUUUUAACUUCUGGAAUCAAGGCACAAUUUACUCAAAUUCCAGCAAUACAGCAGAUGCACCAACCGCUCGCCCAAAGCCCGCAGGCCCCGAUGGGCCUGGUGGCGCGAGCGAUGGCCUCCCUCGCCCAGAUGCACAGGUCCGGGCCCCAUAUGAAGAAGAGGAAGUCGAGGAACCCCCUGAACGGCAAUCCCUUCGCUAAGGGCGUGGUGUUGAAGACCCUGAUCAAGAAGCCUAAGAAGCCUAACUCGGCGAACCGCAAGUGCGUGCUCGUCCGUCUGUCCAACGGCCGCGAGAUGGUGGCCUACGUGCCGGGCAUCGGCCACAACCUCCAAGAGCACAACAUCGUGCUGGUGAGGGUCGGCAGACUAAAAGACUGUCCUGGAGUGAAGCUAAAAUGCGUGCGCGGGAAAUACGAUUUAUCCCACGUCAUUAAGCAAAAAGUC